Molecule: messenger RNA, 1116 nt
Organism: Venustampulla echinocandica
Lineage: Eukaryota; Fungi; Ascomycota; Leotiomycetes; Helotiales; Pleuroascaceae
Product: GroES-like protein
Exons: 1
Coding region: 1-1116 (371 amino acids)
Molecular function (GO): actin binding
Source: RefSeq, a predicted model, not a curated record
AUGGCGUUCAAUCUUCCAUCUCAACACCGCGCCCUCGUGCUCGAAAGCAUCGAGGCUGGCUUUCAGCUUAAAUCGGUUCCGACACCACAGCUGAGCGAAGGUAGCGCCAUCGUUCGCAUCGAAGUGUCUGGAGCAUUAUCGUACUUUCGCGAGAUCUACAAUGGAGAGCUCCGAUACUCGUUUCCCACACCGAUUGUGGGCGGUUUCAGCGCGAUUGGCCACAUCGUCGCACUCGGACCAGAUGCAACGGUCCUGCAGCCCGGGCAACUCGUGUUUGUCGAUUGCGUCGUUCGUGGACGGGAUGACCCCAGCGCUCUUUUCCUAACGGCGAUUCAUGACGGAGGCAGUGAUGCCAGUAAGAAACUGAUGGGAGAAGUCUGGCGCGAUGGAACACUCGCUGAGUUUGUCAAGGCGCCGCUGGAAAAUUGCAUCCCGCUUGACGAAACGAGGCUGUGUCAAGGUUUGGGCUAUUCCGUCCAGGACUUGAUGUAUCUUUGCUACCUCCUAGUACCGUAUGGCGGGCUACGGGAUAUCAAGCUCGAGCCGGGCGAGACAGUUGUUGUGUCUCCGGCGACUGGCGGUUUUGGUAGCGCGGGUGUGAUGGUUGCAAUUGCAAUGGGCGCCAGGGUGAUUGCUUUGGGUCGAAACGAGACUAAGCUGGCGAAAUUGAAGGAGCAUGUGAGGAGGGGAACACCUGGGGCAAAUAUUGAGACGGUGAAAGUGACCGGAGAUGAGCGCGCGGACACUGCCGCAGUAGCAGCCUUUGGCAAGAUCGAUGCCGCAUUGGACCUUUCACCGCACGGCGCUGCCAAAUCGACCCACUUGAAGAGCGUUGUGAACGCGAUGCGACAGAAUGGAAGAUGCAGUUUGAUGGGCAUGGCCGAGGUUUCCAUACCAGCCUGGACGGUCGUUAGCAGUAACAUUUCAUUCCGUGGUAAGCUGAUGUACGAAAGAGAUGACAUACUGCAGUUUAUCAAGAUGCUAGAAAGAGGCAUGUUUCCAAAGGGAAAAGAUUUUGUGACUACAAAGGCUUUUGGUCUGGAGAAUUGGAAAGAAGGCUUCGAAACAGCAGCAGACUACAUUGGUGUUGGUCAGACGGUAGUAUUUACACCGUGA